GACUCGAGACCCGCCUCUCAGUAGAAGCUCUGUUGUGCAGCGGACGAGCCACACGCGCACCGAACGCUCCGCGCGCGAGAGUGUACGGCGAUUUAACCGGGACAAAAGCUUCGGCGCGUCAUGUUGGACUGACUGGCCUUGAAAUCGAUGGAUUGGUUUUGAAAUCGUUUCGGGGAAAACAAGGUAUUUUUGUUCGGGUCUGAGAGCGCUCUUCCCGUUCAACGAUGGAACUCACGAUGGAAAACAUUGGAAACAUGCACGGCGUUGCGUCGCACUCGCAAGCGGGAGACUUGAUGAAUUCCUCGCACGGCAGACCGUCGUCGGCUUCCCACCGGAACUUGGUUUCCCACGGGCGCUCGGCGAUGGUGUCCAGCAUGGCUUCGAUCCUGGAGGGCGCCGGUGAGUACCGGAGCGACCCCGCGCUGUCGGGCCACCUGCAUCCGGCUAUGACCAUGUGCGAGUCGGGCAUGAGCUUGUCCAAUACGUACACCACCCUCACGCCGCUUCAGCACCUGCCACCGAUCUCUACAGUCUCAGAUAAGUUCCACCACGCACACCCGCACUCGCACCCGCAUCACCACGCCGCGCACCAGCGCCUCGCCACCGGGAACGUCAGCGGGAGUUUCACCCUCAUGCGCGACGACCGCGGCCUGGCGUCCAUGGGCAACUUAUACGGCCACUAUCCCAAAGAGAUGUCCGGCAUGGGCCAGCCCUUAUCCCCGCUCUCCAACGGCCUCGGUCCUCUGCACAACUCCCAACAAGCGCUGUCAGCCUACGGGCCUGGCGCGCACCUCCCCAACGACAAGAUGCUCUCGCCUGGCGGCUUCGAGUCCCACGCGGCGAUGCUUUCCCGGAGCGAGGAGCAUCUCGCGCGGAGUUUAGGCGGCCACGGGCACGGCAUGAUCUCUAAUCUCAACGGGAUGCACCCACACAGCCACCUGCACUCGCAGGCGAACGGAUCCAUGCUGGCGGACAGAGAGCGGCACGGCGGCGGCGGGGGCGCGCAGAGCGGCGGCUCGGGGCAGGUGGACGAGAUCAACACCAAGGAGGUAGCGCAGAGGAUCACGGCCGAGCUCAAGCGAUACAGCAUACCUCAAGCCAUUUUCGCCCAGAGGAUCUUGUGUCGGUCCCAGGGAACACUGUCGGACCUGCUGCGCAACCCGAAGCCCUGGAGUAAACUCAAGUCCGGCCGCGAGACUUUCAGACGCAUGUGGAAAUGGUUACAGGAGCCAGAGUUUCAGAGGAUGUCCGCGUUACGGCUUGCAGCCUGCAAGAGAAAGGAACAGGAGCAGCACAAAGACAGAAACAUGGUGCCCAAGAAGCAGCGUCUGGUCUUCACCGACCUGCAGCGGCGAACGCUCAUCGCCAUCUUCAAGGAGAACAAGCGGCCCAACAAAGAGAUGCAGAUCACCAUCUCGCAGCAGCUGGGCCUGGAGCUCUCCACCGUCAGCAACUUCUUCAUGAACGCACGCCGCAGAUGUGUGGACCGCUGGCAGGACGAGCACGCGGUCAGUCCCGGGCCCGGCACCUCGGGGACCACUUUCUCCAAGGCUUGAGCGUCUCGGAUGUGGAGAAACCUGUGUCAGAUGCUCAAACAUCGGAGCAGCAGCAGCAGCUGAUGAUGAUCUACGGCGCCCAUCAAACCUCACAAACCUCUUCGGUGCACGGCGGAUGUGGAUGAAUCAUUUGCAUUUGUCAAAUCAAACGUAUUUCAUGCUUUUAGUUUAUUAGUACGUGCAUUUCUUCCUCGUCGUGGAUAUCUCGGUCAUUCCCCCACCUGUGCUUGAUAUUUGAGCUGAAACAUCUCUCAUCUCAGUCUCUGGAUUUGGCCGAGCAGAAUUUUCUCUCUCUCAUAGAGCAGCAGAAAGAAGGAAAGGAAGGCAAUAUGUAUUUUAGCACACAACCCUUGGUUUGCAACUCCUUGACCUUUGACCUGUCCUUGACACAUCAGGAUAUUUACAUAUAACAUAUAUAUCUAGAUAUUCAUAUAUUCGGUAGCUUCUCAAAUCACGUCAGACACGUUCAGGUGUCUGGCCGUCUCAGUCUGUACUUUCACUGCCAGCGUGGCGCCUUGUUCUUGCUCCAGCACAAUGAUAAAGGGAUGCAAAGAAUCAAUCAGUCCUCUGUAUUGGCCCCUAAAGAAUCAUUUUAACGUAGGGGUUUUACAGAGUGCUUCAUCUGCACAGAGCAAUGGCGCCACCUCCUGGAGAACCUUAGAAACUCACGCUUCAUUUGCUGCAGGACGUGCUGCCUUCAAGCCAGUGCUGUUUUCAUAUAACUAAUAUACUAUUACAGUUUUAAAAACUAAAAUUUCAGUUUCAGAUUUUAAUUUUAAUUUUUUUUGUUGUUGUUGUUGUUGUGGUUUUGUCAUUUUUUAACUUUUAAAAAAAAU
Molecule: messenger RNA, 2392 nt
Organism: Cyprinus carpio (common carp)
Lineage: Eukaryota; Metazoa; Chordata; Actinopteri; Cypriniformes; Cyprinidae
Gene: onecut3b
Product: one cut homeobox 3b
Exons: 2
Coding region: 225-1556 (443 amino acids)
Biological process (GO): regulation of transcription by RNA polymerase II
Cellular component (GO): nucleus
Molecular function (GO): RNA polymerase II cis-regulatory region sequence-specific DNA binding; DNA-binding transcription factor activity, RNA polymerase II-specific
Source: RefSeq, a predicted model, not a curated record